Molecule: messenger RNA, 687 nt
Organism: Vicia villosa (hairy vetch)
Lineage: Eukaryota; Viridiplantae; Streptophyta; Magnoliopsida; Fabales; Fabaceae
Exons: 2
Coding region: 1-687 (228 amino acids)
Source: RefSeq, a predicted model, not a curated record
AUGGAAGAAAAUGAAAGCAUAACUAAUUUCUUCACAAGGGUUACGAAACUGGUGAGUCAAAUUAAGGUAUGUGGAGAAGUGCUGACAUCAAGAUUAGUUGUGGCAAAAAUCUUGAGGUCAUUGGCUCCAGAGUUAGACCACGUGGUAGUAGCCAUAGAAGAGUCGAAAGAUUUAUCAAUAUUCAAAAAGGAAGAGCUUCAAGGGAUGCUUGAAUCUCAUGAACAACGGCUGAAAGAGCUGCAGGAAAGUAGAGGAAGAGGUGGUGGUCGAAAGCCUGACAAAAGUCACAUUCAGUGUUUCAAUUGUCAGAAGUAUGCUCACUAUGCUAGUUAUUAUUUAAAAAAACAAAAGAAUCAACAAAGUGAUACAAAGUUUGCAAAACAUGAAGAAGAAGAGACGAUGUUGGUGGUCACAACAAGAGAUGAAGAGAGAUUCAAGUACCAAUGGUACUUGGACUCAGGAUGCUUGUCACACAUGUCUGGAAAGAAAGAUUGGUUUGUCAACAUAAAACCCCCAAUGAAGGCCAUGGUGAAAUUUUCAAAUGACAACACUCUAGCAGCUGAAGGUAUUGGAGAUGUUAUGAUUAUAGGGACAGAUGGCAAAAGGUCAAUAAUUUCCAAUGGUUUGUACAUACUAGUCAUGAAGAGCAAUUUGCUCAGCAUAGGGCAAUUAGUCAAAAAGAACUAA